AUGGCACAAAUUAAAGCUGAUCCUAACAAAGUCUCUUGGGAAGAAUCGGAAUUCCCUAUCCUCUGUGAGACUUGUCUCGGAGACAACCCCUAUCUACGCAUGACCAAGCAGUCUCAGGCGAAAGAGUGUAAAGUCUGCACCAGACCAUUCACAGUAUUCCGUUGGUGCCCCGGAGUUGGCAUGCGUUUCAAAAAGACAGAAAUUUGUCAAACCUGCUCUAAAGUAAAGAAUGUUUGCCAAACGUGCCUACUGGAUCUAGAGUUUGGUCUGCCAGUCCAAGUUCGUGAUACAGCCCUUGGCCUAGAGGAUAAUGCGCCUCGAUCUGACGUCAACAAAGAAUACUUUGCUCAAAACAUGGAUGCUCAUUUUCAGAAUAAUGAUGAUGGGCUUGGAUCAGGAAACUUUGGGAAAGCAGAGUCGGCAGGGCGUGAAAUGCUAAAAAAACUACAGAGAAAGGACCCCUAUUAUAGGCGUAAUCGUCAGCAUAUAUGCUCAUUUUUCGUGAAGGGAAACUGUACACGUGGGGCAGAAUGUCCAUAUCGUCAUGAAAUGCCUCAAGAGGGGGAGCUGAAGCAUCAGAAUAUCAAGGAUCGCUACUAUGGCACCAACGACCCUGUAGCUAGAAAAAUUUUAGCAGGGCCAAGGGCUGGUGGUGCAGGAAGGCAAGCUUCGACACCCGAAGACAAGACCAUUACCUCACUAUUUAUCACAGGUGUGACAGAAUCAGUUACAGAGCCUGAUUUGAGAGGAUUUUUCUAUGUAUUUGGGGAGAUCAAGUCAAUUGUUGUUGUACACAAGUCAAAUUGUGCCUUCAUUAAUUUCACGACAAGAGCAGGAGCGGAAUUGGCGUUCGAGAAGGCUGGAGGAGGCGUUAAUCUUCAGGGAGCUCUCCUGAAGGUGUCAUGGGCGAAGCCACGACCAGUAGGUGCCAGGAGUGAACAGAAAGGAGAAAUUGCACCUUCACCCGCAGCGGUCAUGGACGCGCUUCAAGCCGGUCCACCUCCACCUCCUGGCAGUAAAUCCGAUUUUAGCUAUCCUAGUCAGGACCCGACAUACCAGGGAUCUACCAGCAAGCAUAGGUAG
Messenger RNA from Lobosporangium transversale, 1083 nucleotides. RefSeq lists its product as hypothetical. The record is from RefSeq and is a predicted model, not a curated record. Gene Ontology annotation, molecular function: U6 snRNA binding; metal ion binding; pre-mRNA binding. NCBI's taxonomy places the organism in Eukaryota, Fungi, Mortierellomycota, Mortierellomycetes, Mortierellales, Mortierellaceae. The transcript is spliced from 5 exons. The coding region runs from base 1 to 1083 and encodes 360 amino acids. Gene Ontology annotation, cellular component: U2-type catalytic step 2 spliceosome; Prp19 complex; U2-type catalytic step 1 spliceosome.